UAAUUACAGCCCAAAUCAUUAUUUUCGUGGAUAACACAUUUGUUAAAACCAGAGAAACCACAAUCUACCCAAUAUUAUAGGGUAGAAACAUCUCGCCUAUCCACUGUUGUGAUGUGUCAUUCGUCGAUGAACGCUCAAUGAGACGGACGUGCAUGAAAGUCGGGUUCUGUUUGUGCAAGUAAACAUAACUUUUAAAAAAUUGCUCUGUAUAUGAUUGUACCUCGAGUGCAAUAAGUGUUUAAAAUGAUGAAACCACAGACAUUAGCAGAUCUCAGUCACUUUGAUCUGUUUCGAAUACUCGACUUUGUUAAGGCCAACUGCGAUCCGAAGGACAAAUCAGUCCCUUUCGACCAAGUAAAUUACGCUGACCUAUACAAUUUUGCGGCCACAUGCAAGAGGCAUCGCCGCAUCUUAUGGGACUGGUCUCAAGAAAUGUAUGAGCGGCUGGAAAUCGAACUGCUCCAGGUGCACGCUUAUAAGAAACUGACCGUCAAGUUUAAUGAAAUUCACAGCACACUAAAAGGUGCUUCAAAGGCAAAGAAGCAUUGGUACCUGGAUGUCUUUAUCAGAGACAUGUUGGGAAAUCAGAAUAUUGAAUGCAUUGAACUAAGAUACACACCAAGAAAGUAUCUAAAAACUCACGAGGAAAUCUUUCAAAAAAUAUUAAGAGCGAUACAAGCCAAUUUUCAUCAAGAGGAGUCAAUGAAUCCCUAUCCAAAAAUCAGGAGCAAAGUAAAAGAGAUAAUUGUAAAUAUCGCAGAAUGUGAGUUCUUCGGCCUGGGCCAGUUUCGAAACAUUUCAAAGCUUCGUCUCACUGCCAGAUUUGCCAUGUUGGAUCUUGUCGAGUUCUGUAAGAACAACCAAUCAUUGUCAAGCUUGGAGCUGAACUCUUAUCUGCACUCGGACCAUGGAAAAUUAACGUACAUCGUUAAUCACUGCCCGAAAUUAAAAGAAUUAAAAUUCAUGCUGAACGAUAAUGGAUUGCUAAGAGAUGCGGAAUAUGUGAAGUUGGCCAAUCUAGACAAGCUGCAGCAAUUGGAAAUCAGGAAACCCCCCAACCACAUAACAUUUGAAGCAGAUAUGAACGUGGAUAAGUACUACGAUUGUAAAAGACCUAGAAUGGAUACUGGAUACGAAGCCUUGAUCAUACCAGAGGGACCAAAGGAGGAAAACGUUCCCGUUAGGAGCCUUCUCGCAGCUAUUGCUGGCAGGAAAAGGCAAACACUGUCGCGAUUGAUCUUGAAGUUUGAAAUAGAUGAUAAAUUGGUUCAAACUAUCGGGAAAAUCCAGAGUCUAAGACUCCUGGAAUGCGGAAUCUACGAUCUAGGAUGUAUUCGACAUUUGGCAAAGCUCGAAAAACUUACGAAACUGAGUCUGCUGAACAAGGGCCAUCUGAUUUCAGUAGGGGUCAUAGAGCUACUAACCAGACAUAUAACUGUCUCGACUUUCGAUACACAAAUUGGUUUUAGCUCUCGGGGAACUCUAAGCAUAAUUUCAAAUGAUCCGAACAAUUUUCGGGACGUGGAUUUUGCACUUCUUUUGAAAAUGAAAAAUUUAAAGUGUCUUUUUGUUAGCUCCAUUAUGCUAAGAACAGUGAACCAUAUUUGGCCAUCUUUCUUGGAGAAUGGAAUAGAGAUCAAAAGCAACGAAGUUUGUCUAUCGUUUGAUAUUAGGUCAACAUGCCUUUGUAUUAUAAUGGACAGUGAUGCUAAAGUCAAGUUCCCACUUCCUGUAGUCAAGAAUCUAAGAUCAUUUCGAAUGAUCUCCCUGGGAGAGCCCCGGUCACCACUUCUGAAGUCCCUGGAAACACACUACUCGACAACGCUGCUGGAAGUUUACAUUUGUUUGCCGUAUACCAUUUUUGAAUGUCCUACAAGCGAAUACCUUAGCGAAGAAGAUGUCGCUGUCCUUGCGCACAUAACCUCACUCCGAAGGGUUUCCUGUGUGUUACAAAAACUGAAAUUCGUUCAGCCAUUUGCACAGCUGAGGGAGCUAGAGAGCCUGGUAGUCUUUUCUGGUCAUGAUCCAAGGAAAGUCGAAUUCGGAAGGUGGAUCUUUCCCAUUCUGAUAUUGUGCCCAAAACUGGAACAUUUUUAUAUCACUCUGAAGGGUCUACAUCUGCCCCCUAACAGAUUACCAAAGAAUUUCUUUUUUCAUCUCGAUAGUGCACUAAAUAGGAGCAGGGUCGGUAUCUCGCAUAAGUUAAAGUUCUGCCUGGCUUCAAGCACCGACUACAAAUUUACGCAAAAACAGAUAAGGCAGACUGAAAAUAUGAAGUACUGUACGGUUCAGACCAAAUAUGUAGAGAACAAUCACUUCUUUGAUUAAGAAAAUUUAAUUUCAAAAUAUAUUUGACCGGGACUUUAGUUUAAGCUUUCUUCAACCAGUUUUCACUUUUUCAAAUCCGUCGUUCAAGCAAACAUCUGAUUUUCAUACUUACAUUUGAAAAUUGCAUAAAAUCAGAAUCUAAUAAAUGGAACAAAGUCAUAGAUAAUACUAAUAA
Messenger RNA from Drosophila subobscura, 2503 nucleotides. RefSeq lists its product as uncharacterized. The record is from RefSeq and is a predicted model, not a curated record. The transcript is spliced from 3 exons. Bases 244 to 2328 code for a protein of 694 amino acids. Lineage: Eukaryota; Metazoa; Arthropoda; Insecta; Diptera; Drosophilidae.